AUGAGGCCAAACAGGUCUCCAGAGGAGAGCACUGAGGGAGAUGCCAAGAGAACAGAGUGGAAGCCCAUGGUGAGAGAUGCUUUCAAAGACAUCUCCGUAUACUUCUCCAAGGAAGAAUGGGAAGAGAUGGGAGAAUGGGAAAAAAUCCGUUAUAGGAAUGUGAAAAGGAACUAUGAAGUGCUGAUUGCUAUAGGUUUCAGAGCCACUCAACCAACUUUCAUGCAUCACCGCAGGCAGGUCAUCAAACCCCAGGUAGAUGACACUGAGGAUUCUGAUGAAGAAUGGACACCAAGGCAGCAAGGUAUACCUUCUUCGAUGGCCUUCAGAGUGGAGCACAGUAAACACCAGAAGAGAAUGUCCAGGGCACCAUUAAGUAAGGAAUCUAGUUUGAAGGAAUUGCCGGGAGCAGCAAAAUUGCUGAAGACAAGUGGCUCCAAGCAGGCUCAGAAACCAGUGCCCCAUCACAGAAAAGCAAGGACCCCUGGACAGCACCCCAGACAAAACGUCGAACUCAGAAGAAAGGAGACUGGAGUGAAGAGGUACAGUCUACAAGAAAGAAAGGGCCACAUGUACCAAGAGGUCAUCGAGCCCCAGGAUGACGACUACCUCUAUUGUGAGGAGUGUCAGAACUUCUUCAUCGACAGCUGUGCUGCCCAUGGGCCCCCAACCUUUGUAAAGGACUGUGCAGUGGAAAAGGGGCAUGCCAAUCGCUCAGCCCUCACUCUGCCCCCUGGGUUAAGCAUCAGACUGUCGGGCAUCCCUGACGCUGGGCUUGGAGUCUGGAACGGGGCAUCCGAUCUGCCGCUGGGCCUGCAUUUUGGCCCCUAUGAGGGCCAGAUCACUGACGAUGAAGAGGCCGCCAACAGUGGAUACGCCUGGCUGAUCACCAAACGGAGAAACUGCUACAAGUAUGUGGAUGGAAAGGACAUGUCUUGGGCCAACUGGAUGAGGUAUGUGAACUGUGCCCGGGACAACGAGGAGCAGAACCUGGUGGCCUUCCAGUAUCACGGGCAGAUCUUCUACCGAACCUGCCAGGUGAUCAGACCGGGCUGUGAGCUGCUGGUCUGGUACAGGGACGAGUAUGGCCAGGACCUUGGCAUCAAGUGGAACAGCAGGGGGAAGAGUGAGCUUGCAACUGGGAGAGAACCAAAGCCCAAGAGCCACCCAUGUGCCUCCUGCUCUCUGGCCUUCUCCAGUCAGAAAUUCCUCAGCCCACACUUCCAACGCAGUCACCCCUCUCAGACCCUCCUGAGACCAUCUGAAAGAGACCUCCUCCAACCAGAGGAUCCCUGCCCAGGCAAUCAAAAUCAGCGAUAUUCCAAUCCACACAGCCCGAGUGACAAACCUGAGGGUCAGGAGGCCAAGGACAGGCCCCAACAAUUGCUGAAAAGCAUAAGGCUGAAGAGGAUUUCAAGGGCCUCUUCCUACUCACCCAGAGGACAAAUGGGGGGUUCUGGGGUGCAUGAGAGAAUGAAAGACGAGCCCAGCACAAGCCAGAAACUGAAUCCAGAGGACACAGGCACAUUGCUCACAGGGGCAGGGGUCUCAGGGAUUAUAAGAGUCACGUACAAAGAGUGUGGGCAAGGCUCUAAGGACAGGCCAAGUCUCACCACACACGAGAGGACACACACAGGGGAGAAGCCCUAUGUUUGUGGGGAGUGUGGGCGAAGCUUCCAUCAUGGGUCAGUCCUCAUCAGACACCAGAGGACACACACAGGGGAGAAGCCCUAUGUUUGCGGGGAGUGUGGGCAAAGCUUCCAUCAUGGGUCAAAUUUCAUCACACACCAGAGGACACACACAGGGGAGAAGCCUUAUGUUUGUGGGGAGUGUGGGCGAAGCUUCAGUAAGAACUUCAACCUCAUCACACACCAGAGGACACACACAGGGGAGAAGCCUUAUGUUUGUGGGGAGUGUGGGCGAAGUUUCAGUCAGAAGUCAGAUUUCAUCACACACCAGAGGACACACACAGGGGAGAAGCCGUAUGUUUGUGGGGGAUGUGGGCAAAGCUUCAGUCAGAAGUCAGAUUUCAUCAGACACCAGAGGACACACACAGGGGAGAAGCCCUAUGUUUGUGGGGAGGGUGGGCAAAGCUUCAGUCAGAAGUCAGCCUUCAUCAUACACCAGAGGACACACACAGGGGAGAAGCCCUAUGUUUGUGGGGAGUGUGGGCGAAGCUUCCGUCAGAAGUCAGCCCUCAUCAUACACCAGAGGACACACACAGGGGAGAAGCCCUAUGUUUGUGGGGAGUGUGGGCGAAGCUUCAGUGAUAAGUCAAAUCUCAUCUCACACCAGAGGACACACACAGGGGAGAAGCCCUACGUUUGCACGGAGUGUGGGCGAAGCUUCAUUCAGAAAUCCGUCCUCAUAAGACACCAGAGGACACACACAGGGGAGAAGCCCUAUGUUUGCAGGGAGUGUGGGCGAAGCUUCAGUCGGAAAUCCAUCCUCAUCAGACACCAGAGGACGCACACAGGGGAGAAGACCUACGUUUGCAGGGAGUGUGGGCAAAGCUUCAGUCAGAAGUCCCUCCUCAUCACACACCAGAGGACACACACAGGGGAGAAGCCCUAUGGUCAUCACAGCAUCUGGACUCCAGAUUCGACCACAGAGGUCCAGUUCUCAGCCCUGCCCUCAGCAGCUGCCGGUCAGGCCCCACCUGACACUGGGACUGCCCUGCACGGGCACACAAGACACCAGCAGUCAUGGGAUGGACAGCCAGUUGCCUCUGCUGCAUGCUCCACCCUGACCACAGCGGCCCCACGGCUGUACCAGCCCCGCCUGUGCGCAGCUCUGCUUGACUGCCAGGGCUUGGGGACCCUGGCUUUCAGCCUCUACCGCGCUCCCCACCAGCCUCUGCUCUGCUCACCAAGAAGACUGUGCUUUGGCCUCAUGACCAAAUUUCUGUUUGAACUCAGGGAGGAGGAGGAGCAGGGCUGUGUGGCUGGGGGCAUCUUCUGGCCCUCAGUGGAGGUGCUGCUGCCCCCAGUGCCCACCUGGGUCUCAGGAGGUGGAAGAGAGACCGGGUUGUCCUUCCCAUCUCCUGCCCAGAGAAUGACAAAGGCCCGUUCCCAAAAGUGGGAGCAGGGUGGGCAGAGUGAGUCUUGGGUCUCACAGGGUCCCUGUGAAGAAGGGUUUACUGCUGCCUGGAUCCCUCUUGGCUGGUUCUCUUUCUGUGUUGUCUUCACAUCAAAUCACAAGGACGAGGCAGUCCAGGUGCCCACAGCAUCACUCGUCCAGGUGCUGACAACCCUCCUUAUUUAUUAUGGACAGGGAGACAGGGUGGCUGGUGUGACGCUCCCCUGGACCAGAGAAGAGACCCCCUAG
Dama dama (fallow deer) is the source of this 3324-nucleotide messenger RNA. Its product is annotated as histone-lysine N-methyltransferase PRDM9-like. Gene Ontology annotation, biological process: regulation of transcription by RNA polymerase II. The coding region runs from base 1 to 3324 and encodes 1107 amino acids. Gene Ontology annotation, molecular function: DNA-binding transcription factor activity; zinc ion binding; histone methyltransferase activity. Gene Ontology annotation, cellular component: nucleus. NCBI's taxonomy places the organism in Eukaryota, Metazoa, Chordata, Mammalia, Artiodactyla, Cervidae. The transcript has 14 exons. The record is from RefSeq and is a predicted model, not a curated record.